AUGUCGGCGUCCACAUCGUCGACAUCACCGCCUGGUCCCCUUCGAAACCGAAGACAUGUUACCGCCCUGGACUCUCCUCGCGCUGUUGAGGUGGACGACGACCGCGACGAACAUCUCGCCGACUACCACGUAAAGAACCGCAGCUACAUCGAGAUCCUGCUGGAGUCUGAGGAAGCCAGUAUGGUGGUAGUUGCCGUCCUGACUGCGCUUUCCUUCGCCCUCCGUUUCUACAAAAUCAAUUGGCCAGACCAAGUGGUGUUCGACGAAGUCCACUUCGGCAAAUUCGCGUCAUACUACAUCUUGCGGGAGUACUACUUUGAUGUCCAUCCUCCCCUCGCGAAGAUGCUCUUUGGUCUAGCGGGCUGGUUUGUUGGAUAUGACGGGCAUUUCAUGUUCGAAAACAUUGGUGACAGCUAUCUUGAAAAUCACGUCCCUUAUGUAGGAUUGAGGGCCCUCCCUGCGAUAUUGGGGAGCCUCACCGUCCCUAUUGUCUAUGCAAUCAUGAAAGAAUGCGGGUACUCCACCGUUGUCGCCAUUUUCUCCGCCUCCAUCAUAUUGCUUGAUAAUGCUCAUAUCGCGCAGUCGCGCUUGAUUUUACUGGAUGCGACACUGAUCUUUUUCAUGUCUCUGACACUGUAUUCGUAUAUUCGUUUCCGCAAACUGCGCUUCCUUGAGUUCUCCCCUGAAUGGUGGGGUUGGCUACUGGCCACUGGCACCUUCAUGGCUUGCACCUGGGCCUCAAAAGUUAACGGUGUCCUGACGGUGGUCGCCAUUGGAAUCGCUGUCUUGGUCGACCUUUGGGACCUUCUUGACCAGAGGAAUAGUAUGGAUUACUUUUGGAAGCAUUUCAUGGCUAGAGCGGUCGGGCUCAUCGUGCUGCCCAUCUUCUUAUACCUUCUCUUCUUCUAUAUCCACCUGUCAAUCCUUGUGAAGACUGGUCCGGGCGACACUUUCAUGAGCCCGGCGUUCCAAGAGACGCUGAUAGGGAACGAAUUACUUCUGAACAGCCAGGAGAUUCGAUACUACGACACUGUUACUAUCAAACACAAGGAUACCAGAGUGUUUCUGCACUCGCAUCCAGAGGUUUAUCCUCUGAAGUACGAAGAUGGCCGCAUAAGUAGUCAAGGCCAGCAGGUGACUGGUUAUGGCCACGACGACUCUAACAACAACUGGCAGAUCAUUCCCACGAAGGCUCUCCCAGAAACUGGCCGUGGGCGGAUCGUGCGUCACGACGACGUUAUCCAGCUUUUGCACGUCAACACGCAAUCCUACCUGUUGACACAUGACGUCGCAUCCCCCCUCAUGCCUACGAAUGAGGAGUUCACGACAUGGCCGAAGGACGAUCUUUCCCGUUAUAAUGAUACGCAGUUCGAACUGCGCAUCGUUGAUGGCCAUGAGGGCGACUCGUGGAAGAGCAAGUCUGGACAUUUCCGCCUCAUUCACGUACCAACAAAAGUCGCUAUGUGGACACAUUCGAAGCAACUUCCUGAGUGGGCAUUCUCACAGCAGGAAAUCAAUGGCAACAAAAAUGUCAAUGACAAGACUGCGGUCUGGUUCAUAGACAAUAUUGUUGCGGAUGAGACUGGCGAGGAUCUGAGACAACGCACAGGCGAUAUCCCUCCGAAGCCGCCAAAGAAGAUGAACUUCUUCAAGAAGUUUGCGGAAUUGCAGCUUUUGAUGCUACAACACAACGCGGGUCUGACUGCGUCCCAUCCAUAUGCAAGCACACCAAUCAACUGGCCGUUCCUACUCAGCGGUAUCAGUUUCUGGACCGAGUCCAACGACCAGAAACAGAUUUAUCUCAUCGGUAAUCUCAUCGGAUGGUGGAUGUGUGUUGUGUCUCUAUCAAUCUAUGUCGGCAUUGUCGGUGGGGAUUUGGUGAUGAGGCGACGGGGUGAAAACCCGCUUUCUGAUCCUGUCCGCAACAGGAUGUGGAACUCGACAGGGUUCUUCUUCGUAGUUUGGGCAGUGCAUUAUUUCCCCUUCUUCUUGAUGAGCCGACAGCUGUUCAUUCAUCAUUACUUGCCAUCGCAUCUUGCCUCUGCUCUGGUCGCUGGAUCGGUACUGAGCUUCGUGCUUUCCGAGGAAGUGAACUACCCAGUGUCGACACGUGGCCCAUUGUUGUUGCACCCGAAACAAGCGAGAAAAGCAGAUCUGGGCGUGAAGGGCCCUGUCGUCGUCGGGCUUUCCAUACUACUGCUGUUGAUUCUGUUCGUCUACAUUUCUCCCUUGACAUAUGGAACGCCAGGGUUGGAUGGAGAUGCCGUGAACCGCAGACGGCUGCUGUCCGGAUGGACACUGCAUUUUGCAGGAAAACCAACAGAUUAG
This is a messenger RNA of Sparassis crispa, 2328 nucleotides long. Its product is annotated as Dolichyl-phosphate-mannose--protein mannosyltransferase 4. The record is from RefSeq and is a predicted model, not a curated record. The transcript has 11 exons. Gene Ontology annotation, cellular component: membrane; endoplasmic reticulum. Lineage: Eukaryota; Fungi; Basidiomycota; Agaricomycetes; Polyporales; Sparassidaceae. Gene Ontology annotation, biological process: protein O-linked glycosylation via mannose. Gene Ontology annotation, molecular function: dolichyl-phosphate-mannose-protein mannosyltransferase activity. Bases 1 to 2328 code for a protein of 775 amino acids.